AUGGCCGCUGUCGACUUUGGAGAACAUGUGAGUGAGGGUGUCAUCUUCGUGGAGGCCCCAGGGGACGUUUCAGGGCCGGGCGUGGGUGAGAGCGGGCGCGGCUGUCUCCAUGCCUUUCCUCUUGUUCCCCAGUUUGGCCUCGUGUGUGGCAAUGCUUGGCUGCUGGACCUCUCCCAAGCCAUCCUCAACCUGGGCUUCCUGGCUGGAGCGUUCACCUUAGGCUACGCGGCAGACAGGUUCGGCAGAAUAGUCGUCUACCUGCUCUCCUGUCUCGGCGUCGGUGCCACCGGCGUGGCGGUCGCCUUUGCGCCCAACUUCCCGGUGUUUGUGGUCUUCCGCUUCCUGCAGGGCCUGUUCGCCAAGGGCACGUGGAUCACCUGCUACGUGAUAGUGACAGAAAUUGUAGGUUCGAAGCAAAGGAGGACUGUGGGGAUAGUGAUUCAAAUGUUCUUCACCCUCGGAAUCAUAAUUCUCCCUGGAAUUGCCUAUUUUAUCCCCAACUGGCAAGGGAUCCAGCUGGCCAUAACGCUGCCCAACUUCCUCUUCCUCCUCUAUUACUGGGCAGUUCCUGAAUCUCCUCGCUGGCUGAUUACUCAGAAGAAAGGGGAUAAAGCCCUGCAGAUUCUGAGGCGCAUUGCCAAGUGCAACGGGAAAUACCUCUCGCCAACGUAUUCCGAGAUCACCGUCACGGAGGAGGCCGUGAGUAACCCGUCCUUUCUGGACCUGGUGAGGACGCCGCAGAUGCGCAAGUGCACGCUCAUCCUCAUGUUCGCGUGGUUCACCAGCGCGCUGGUCUACCAGGGGCUCGUCAUGCGCCUGGGCAUCGUGGCGGGCAACCUCUACAUCGACUUUUUCAUCUCGGGCGUGGUAGAGCUGCCGGGGGCGCUGCUGAUCCUGCUCACCAUCGAGCGCUUCGGCCGCCGCCUGCCCUUCGCGGCCAGCAACGUCGUGGCGGGGGUGGCCUGCCUCGUCACCGCCUUCUUGCCCGAAGGAACAGCGUGGCUGAGGACUGCGGUGGCUACGCUGGGGAGACUCGGCAUAACCAUGGCCUUCGAGAUUGUUUAUUUGGUGAAUUCGGAAUUGUACCCGACAACGUUACGGAACUUUGGCGUUUCGCUCUGUUCGGGCUUAUGUGACUUCGGGGGCAUCAUAGCCCCGUUUCUGCUCUUUCGGCUCGCGGCUGUGUGGCUGGAGCUGCCCCUGAUCAUCUUCGGAAUCCUGGCCUCUAUCUGCGGUGGCCUCGUGAUGCUUCUGCCUGAAACCAAGGGCAUCGUCUUGCCAGAGACAGUGGACGAUGUGGAGAAACUUGGCAGCCGGCACACCUGUCACUGGGGCAGGAGAAAGGAAACCCAAGUCUCCACUCCCACCUGUGAGGUCCCCUGAGAAAGACGGAGGAAACUGUUCUGACAAUGCGACGCGCCUCUUGAAGAGACUUGUGUGUCCACGUGUGCUGUGGGACGCCACGCAGCUCUAUGCAUUUUAAUACUGUACAAAGACAAACUAUGCGGAUAUUUUUAUACAGUGUCGGCCGGAUCAGGACGCAUCCCUCUCACUCCGCGCCCACAUCAGGUGCGGACGGCCGGAGACAAGCCUGCCGUGUCGGACAGCUGGGGCCUGGCCCGCGUGGUCCCAGGGGCGAGAGAAGCCCCGUCCAGUCCCCAUCAUUGCUCCAUGGAGAAUGUGGGAUGUCAGGCCAAGGAUCUGGGCAGAGGGCUCAGCAGGGGCCACCCAGUCUCCCACUCUGAGCUGCACCCUGAAGAGUCCCGCAGGAGCACUGCCUGGAGGUGCUGUUCGAGGACAGGCGGGAUCUACGGCCUGGGGGUGCAGCGGUCCUGAGCGAGCAGUCGCUUUCUCUGCUCGCUGCGAGCUUUGCCAGCCCCAUGGCAUCUGGGGCCACUGUGUGCUGGGCUCUGUCCAUAGCUAGGAACAAAUCUGCAGUGCAAUUUGGGCGUCUGGCUCUAUUUUCUAGUCAUUUUCAGCCCUGAGAUUCAGGAUGGUUUGGGCCCCUGUUAGGAGACAGUGAGGACCCAACCUGAGUUCUUUACUGAACAAAACCUAUGGAUUAUGAUGCCUUGGGCCUUGCGAUUUCAUCAUAAAGGGAUGCUUAUCUUCUGUUUGUGAGGUCAUGUCCACGAGGGUGAUGGUGUCCGUGGUCAAGAGUGGAAAACACGGACAGUUCUCAUUCUGUCCGGACGCUUUGUCUUAGGAAGAAGCUGCCGGAGCAAUCUGAAGAAAGGGCCAUAGAUGAUGCUUCAAGAGUCGGCAGAAGCUUUGUGAGACUCUCGGGCACCCAGGCGGCGCUGAUCUUUCUAGUGACAGAGACUUCUGCCUGUGCCGUGGGCAAGGGUGCUGCUGCCUGAGUGCCCUUUCUCUGCAUUUGUCGUGGCCUCCGAUUCAGUGCAUGGCUUGUGCAGCGCUUUUUGAUGGCCUCUCCUGUGCUCACAGUCAAAAUGGGCGCCAAGGGGAAGCUGGCCGGCCAGGAAGGACGUUCCCGGUGGGCACAUGGCAAGACAUGUGCUGACUGUAAAAUAAGCCGCUUCAUCCUUAAAGACCUCAUCGGAGUUGAUGGCAAGCGUCUUGUUUUGUAGUGAAAGGAGAACAGCUGGGCCAGGGCACGACGUGCGUCCUCCCCUCAGCCUCACACACCUGGACUCGGCUUCCCGCCUCCUCUUUUGUUCUUUGGUACUAUCACUUUCAAUUGUAUUUUGGUUCUGGUAAGAAUAAAUGUCUUUAA
Messenger RNA from Condylura cristata (star-nosed mole), 2734 nucleotides. It is a transcript of the gene SLC22A3, whose product is annotated as solute carrier family 22 (organic cation transporter), member 3. Gene Ontology annotation, cellular component: membrane. NCBI's taxonomy places the organism in Eukaryota, Metazoa, Chordata, Mammalia, Eulipotyphla, Talpidae. Gene Ontology annotation, biological process: transmembrane transport. Bases 1 to 1383 code for a protein of 460 amino acids. Gene Ontology annotation, molecular function: transmembrane transporter activity. The record is from RefSeq and is a predicted model, not a curated record. The transcript is spliced from 11 exons.